CCGGUACUUACAGCAUUGUAUAGCAAUCCUGCUUUGUACAUACAGCUGCUUUACUCUGCAUUGAAUGCACUGUAGUGAGGCUGCUCUGUCAUUAAACAUAAACUGAUCCUCAUCUUUAAGUACACUGGAAGCUGCAAAUUAUCUCAAGAUCACUUCAAAGGUCUCAUCAAACAGAAGGUGACGUUAGGAGAUGAUUUAAAGGUGAAAAUGACAAGGUUUCCACCCCUCAAACCUUAGCCACUUUUCUGACAACACAGUCUGAGAGCUCAGAUGUCUCCUUUACUCUGGGAAUAGGAUUGGUGACGAAAAAGAGAAUUUUUUUUUUAAUCCUGAUAAAGAAGAUUAUUGGGAAGCUAUUUAAAAUUCCUUAUUGUGGUACAGAUGGAUUUUAAAAAGUGUUAGAUCUUUCCAAUGAACACUAAUAGAGUACUCUGCUCUUGGCUGGAUUACUCAGAGAAUGGCGAUGGUCUCUACAAUGUCUUGGGUCCUGUAUUUGUGGAUAAGUGCAUGUGCAAUGCUGCUCUGUCAGGGGUCUCUUCAUCACACUUUCCAGCAGCAUCACCUGCACAGACCAGAAGGAGGAACGUGUGAAGUUAUAGCAGCACACAGAUGCUGUAAUAAGAAUCGAAUUGAGGAAAGAUCACAAACAGUAAAAUGCUCCUGCCUCCCUGGGAAAGUGGCCGGGACAACACGAAACAGACCUUCCUGUGUCGACGCUUCUAUAGUGAUUGGGAAAUGGUGGUGUGAAAUGGAGCCCUGCCUAGAGGGAGAAGAAUGCAAGACAUUACCUGAUAAUUCUGGAUGGAUGUGUGCAACUGGCAAUAAAAUCAAGACCACCAGAAUUCACCCAAGAACCUAAUAGCGUCUCCUGGAUGAGAGAACCACUGAUUUACAGAGGACAACAUAUUCAAAAUGUAAACCAUCUCAAGCAUUUACAAGCCAAAUGGAUUUCUUAUUUGCACUUUGACUGUUGACCAGAUAAUAACAGUGGCUUUACUGUGUGAAAUAAAAUAUUCUAUGGAAAUAAUGCCCCAGAUUUUUGACAACAGAAAAGAAAAAUGAAGAAAAAUGGUUCUUUGGUAAAGUUUUCGUGAUGAUGAAGUAUGAACAAUAGUCUUAUACGUUUGGAUCUACAAUUUACUUUAUACCAUUUAAAAGUAUAGAUAUAAAUAUAUAUGAUAUUUUGAAAUAAAGCCUCACUCUUCAAGAAAUUAAAUAGUACCACACUUUGCUGGAGCUGCUGGAAUACCGGUUUUUAAUGAUCUGGAAUACACCUACCAGUUUCAGAGCAGUCAAAAGGGAGAGCAAACCCGCUGCAGCACCAGGACACCUGGAGCUACCAGAAUCAUGAAGAUGUUGUGUCAAGAGCUUCCUUUUUCUUUCAACAGAGUAUUGGAGAGAAUUACGUUAUUCCAUUUUCUUGUGUUCUGGAGGCUUUUCCCCCCUUGUGCAAUACUAGCAUGCUGGCUUUACUUACAUAACUAUACUUUAUACUUAACAAUGAUGAGUCUAUCCUCUUCCAGGAAAAUAUUUUUAGAGCUAUUAGAUAUUCCGUGAAGAAGAGAAGGACAGCUCUUGAAUAAAAUACAGUAUGUAUUAAGAGUUUAUUUGGCAGAGUUUGGUAGACUGCGGGCUGCCUUCUUAUUAAAGGUGUACAACAAACAACGUCUUCAGACUUUGUAGAGGUGGCACAGACUCCAGUGAAAAUGUGAUUGCUAACUCCAAAGUUUUGCAUUGUUUACUCGAGAAUACAAAAACUGAUUUUGUUUCUUAGUGUUUGAUUAAGAUGAGUUGGGAUUUGCACAAGGUUUGAUUCUUGCUAGCACAUCUGGGUUGCUGCUGUCUUAGUCCUUCCUAUAGACAAACUUGCACUGUUUAAUUAAACUGGUUUACUUAAACCGAUGAAACCCCCCGUCUGGACCCUCUUAUUUCAGUUUGAGUGGCUUAUUUUGGUUUAGCUUAAACCUAAUUCACUGAAGCUCAACUGAAAAAAGCAAAAAGAAAAGGCGGACUUGUGGCACCUUAGAGACUAACAAAUUUAUUUGAGCAUAAGCUUUCGUGAGCUACAGCUCACUUCAUCGGAUGCAUUCAAUCUACUCUGUCAACUGAUAUAGGACACUCUUAAAACAAAAUAAGAGUUCCCAUGCAGGGGUUUGUGCCAGUUUAACAAAAUCAGUUUAAAUUGACACCUUUGAUUAAAGCAAUGUAGCUCUCUGUGUAGGAAAGCUCUUAGAAUGAUUAGGACAGAGGUAGAACCUCAGGGCCAGAAUUUAUGUUUGUGAAUAUUUACUCACAUGAGUAGUCCCUUUAGUGGGAGUACUCAUGUGAAAAAGUGCUUGCCAACGUGCAUGAAGGCUACACAGUCAAGCCUUGGGUAUUUGUAAAUUGAAGAGGUGUAUGGAAGUGAAGAAGGCAUUUUAUCCAGUCCCACUUUCUCUUCUUUAGUAUUUUCAGUUUCCUUUCACCCUAGUUACCUGUGUCUCACAAGACCGCCUUCACCCAGACUAAUCAGUUGUAAUCCAGUGUAGAAUAACAGCUGAGCUCGCUGACCCAAAGUCAGUCAAAAUUAUCCCACCAGCUUUCUUCCUCCUCUAGGGCAACCACUUCAGCACCUGAUAUUUCAGGAGGUGGAAAUUUGUCACUGUAAUUACAGGGUGUAUUAAAGCAGCAGUGCCAAGCAUCACACCAGAUUCCACAUGGACUUUAUAUGCUGGUAACUGGAGUGUUGAGCCUCAAAAUAAAAAUGGAUGUAUUGCUUUGUAAGCAGUAAUUUACCACUCUCUCCCUUUUGAAUAGAUAUUUGGCCAGUUUCUGUAAGAUCAAAACAUGCCUGAACACCUUUUUUCUCGGGUGUAUUCUGAGAUCAGAAUCAGGCCAUAAAAGUUAAUGCUGGUUUUUUUCAACAGUCUUCCUCCCCUUCCCCACCUGCCCAUUUUACUUUUAGUCCAACAAAUACCUUUCCCCGUCACUCUUGUCAAUAGCUCUUAGGGCUGAGUCCCGAGAUCCUUGCUCAAUCAAUCUCCUAUUGAAAUCAAAGAGAAUUUGUCAUCAUAAGGCCUGAGGUCUUGCCUACAUGGGGGGGACAAAUUAACUAACAGUGUGAAUUAAAAGUGGAUUGGUUAAACUGAAUUAAACCCGUGUGGAUACUCUCAUUCAGAAUUAAAGUGGACUUAGUCUGAUCUAAUUUAAUUCACUUUGAAACUGAAUUAAAGUAAACUGUAUUAGGCCACUUUAAUUCUGAAUGAGAGUAUCCAUACAGGGGGGUAAUGCAGUUUAAUUAAUCCACUUUUAAUUCACACAUUCCGCUAAUUGAGGCUAACUUUCCUGAGGUCCCCAUGUAGACAAGCCCAUGGAUAAACACCAAGCAAAGACAUCUGGAUUUGGCCCUUAGGAGGACAUCCACUCUCCACUUCCAUGUCCCUGGAGAUUCCCCUGGGUAAUAGAACAGAUGUGGCUCAGCUAUGCGUGGGAGAGUCUAGCUAGCGGCAUGAGUGUCUUGCACCAGAUGUGCUCCCAUUGCACAGCACAUAGACCAUCAGGGCUGGGAGUUCUUGUGUGGCAGUGUCCAGUGGUCAGGAAGCCUGGGCAGGUCCAGUAAUCUUCUGGUCCUCUGCCUGUCUGGGCUGCAGAGAUCUAGAUCAGCCAAUAAAAUGAAGUAGCCUAGUGGAGUGGCUCUGUGGGUGCUCCAAGCCAUGGUUGGGAAUUUCUUCCCCCCUCCUCCCAUUCUCUUUGCAGAGAGACCCACCUCACAGUCACACCUUCAGGCUGGGUAGUGGGUCCCUGGGUUUAGCCCUCAGAAAAUCAACUGGUAAGAGUGCUGCCAUGAGCUGAAUGAGUGGGCCUGAUUCUGGUCUCAGUUACAAUAGUGUAAGUGAAGAGCAACACCACUGAAGUAAAGCAUCAUCACUAUUUAUUUGUACUAUGGUAGCACCUUAAAGCCCCCAGCUGAGAUCUUUAUGCUAGGCACUAUACACCCACAUGAUAAGAUUCAGUCCCUGCUCCCAGAGAACUUCCGAUCCAAGUGGAAGAGGCAGACAAAAUGUGGGAGACAGAGAGAGCCCUAUUUUGCACAUGACAAACGGAGGCACAGAACAGUUAAGUCUGUCCAAGUUCACACAUCAGUUGAAGAGACAGGACUCCGAACUCCUUAGUCUUAGAGCAGUGCCUUAACAACAAGACAUCUUUUUCGCAGCUGUAACUCAGAUUAGAAUCUGACCCCUUUAGCUUGUCUCCCAAACCCAAGGUCCAAGAGUGAGAUACUUGCCAUCUUUUGUCUCCCGUGACCUGAACUCUGACUGAUCAUGUAAAAGUAACUGUAAUGCUUGGGUCGGAGGUGGAUUACCAUUUUGUGGGGCCCUGGGCCAGAGCAAGUGCAAGCCCCUCCCGACCUCUUCCGCCUCCAGUUGGCCUAGUGGCUAAUCUGCCACUGGCUUGGGUCAGCAAAAUUUUGCUUACUGAAGGAUGAAAAUACUAAGCCUGCUAAAAUUAUAGAGAAGGAAAUAUUGUUUAUAAGAAGCAAAGUUUCUUGGGCAUGCUCAUGAUUUUCUCUUUGCCAGUUGGCAGCAUCAAAUAUCACCCCACCAAAUUCAUUAAACAUCUGCAAUUCUUUGAAGUUACUGCAAACUCUGCAUAUCACAUGCAGUAUUAAGAAAUUUCUGUUUCAGUUAAAACGAUUAGGAAAAAAAUGAGACCAUGACCAUAAGAUCAUAAGAGCCAUAAUGGGUCAGACCAAAGGUCCAAAAUAAUGACUAACAAAAUGCAAAGUCAAAUUAGGAUGCAGGCAACCUUCAUUUUUUCAGUGUACCCUCCUGAACAAAAAAUUCCUACCAGCCUAGUGGCACAAUGAUUGCAUAUUUCAGUGAUAUACAGGAUAAAGCCUUGUGUAUUGGAAAAGUCUUGGAGUUCCUUUCUUCCUUGGCUGAUGGAAUAUUGGUUUUUUGAGGGCAUGGUUCUCUGGAUCCUCAUGAGAGGACACGAGUCAUGCCAUUCUUUGCACAUCCAUAAAGGAGUAUUGACAUCAUCCUAAGAGGAAACUAAAGUUCCUGCUUUCUGGCAUAGGUACAAACGCAGUGAUGCCGGUGGGAGGGAAAUUAAAUAUUUGUAAAUGUACUGGAGAUAAAUUUUGACUUGUGUCAGCGUUUCUUCUUCAGAUAUGUGAAACAUGAAGCUGUUGUUUAAAUCUAAUGUGUACAAGUUGGAGAAACGUUUAAAAUAUGGCUGCUACCAUCUGCCUAUUGAUUCAGAUAAUUUAAAUGAUGUACUUUUUAUCCAAAAUCUCUGGUAAUAAAGAGCUCAGUGUGGUAUGAUUUUAA
Molecule: messenger RNA, 5312 nt
Organism: Caretta caretta (loggerhead turtle)
Lineage: Eukaryota; Metazoa; Chordata; Testudines; Cheloniidae
Gene: TAFA1
Product: TAFA chemokine like family member 1
Biological process (GO): regulation of neuroblast proliferation; neuroblast differentiation
Molecular function (GO): receptor ligand activity
Source: RefSeq, a predicted model, not a curated record